AUAGAAGCGGAAGGGAUAGGGGUGAUCUAGAGGUUUAUAAAUCUGUUUUCAUACCUAUUCCAGACUUGCAAGGAUAUCGGUCAAGUGGGCCAAUUCUUACACCAGAUCAUGAGCCACCUAUGACUUUUGAAGAUUUUAUUGCAAUUGUUGAUUCGGUAAAAGCUGCAAUAAUAUCUAAUGUUCAACCAACCAGAAUCAGGCAAGGUUCUUCUGGUUCGUAUUUUUGUCGUGAUAAAGAUGGUAACGUGGUAGGUGUUUUUAAACCUAAAAACGAAGAACCGUAUGGUCAGUUGAAUCCUAAAUGGACAAAAUGGAUCCAUAGAAAUCUAUUCCCUUGUUUCUUUGGUAGAAGCUGUUUGAUCCCUAACCUUGGUUAUAUUUCAGAAGCUGCUGCCUCACUACUUGAUCGUCAACUACAAUUAAACAUUGUUCCAAGAACAGAAGUUGUAUGGAUUUCAUCUCCUUCGUUCCACUACGACUACUUGGAUCGUCGUGCUGCUCGUUCUAAAAACCAUUAUAAACCAUUACCCGAAAAAAUUGGUAGUUUUCAAAUAUUUUUAAGUGGUUAUAAAGAUGCCAAUAUAUUUUUAAAGGAACAUCCAUGGCCUGAAUUUGAUGAUUCGAUUGGAAAUAACGGAUAUUCUUCACAAGAUAACGGUGUUGAUGAUGAGUACUUGAAUGAAUCUUAUCAUUCUAAAAAAAGAUUUUUUUGGACUAAAUCACUUCAAAUUCAAUUCAGAGAACAAUUUGGAAAAUUAGUAAUUUUGGAGAAACAUCGGUAA
Entrophospora sp. SA101 is the source of this 782-nucleotide messenger RNA. The record is from the annotation of a GenBank genome assembly. NCBI's taxonomy places the organism in Eukaryota, Fungi, Glomeromycota, Glomeromycetes, Entrophosporales, Entrophosporaceae.